Molecule: messenger RNA, 597 nt
Organism: Oncorhynchus kisutch (coho salmon)
Lineage: Eukaryota; Metazoa; Chordata; Actinopteri; Salmoniformes; Salmonidae
Product: activating transcription factor 7-interacting protein 1-like
Exons: 2
Coding region: 1-597 (198 amino acids)
Source: RefSeq, a predicted model, not a curated record
AUGACGUCGGCCGAGUCUGACUUUCAGCGGAGGGCCUCGACUCUCAGCCGGAAUCGGCCCAGAUCCACUCUUCCCAGUCCCAGCACCAAAACCAGAGGAGAGAGGGAAGAAACGGUGUCCCCAGCGACGGUGAGCUCCCUAGCAAAAGUGCGCCCCGGCAACGGUGAGCCCUCCAGCAACGGUGACCAGCCCAGCGACUGUGACCCCAGUAGCGGUGACCCCAACAAUGGUGACCACAGCGGCGAUGAUCCCAGCAGCGGUGACCAGCCCAACAAUGGUGACCCCAGUGGCGGUGUCCACAGAGACGGUGACCCCAGCAACGGUGUCCUCAGCAACGGUGUCCCCAACAGCGAUGACCCCAGUGGCAGUGACCCUAGUGGCAGUGACCCUAGUGGCAGUGACCCUAGCGGCGGUGAGCCCAGCAGCGUGGGUCUCGAUACAGGGCAAGGCCACCACCCUGCUGCCUGCUCCAAGGUCCUCACCCUCAACACCGGGCAGAACCACCACCCCGCUGCCAGUGCCAAGGGCCUCACCCUCAACACCGGUCAGAGCCGCCACUCCUCUUCUGGUACCUGUGCUUCAGCCAGCCCAAGGUGA